This is a messenger RNA of Lodderomyces theae, 3660 nucleotides long. RefSeq lists its product as uncharacterized. The coding region runs from base 1 to 3660 and encodes 1219 amino acids. The transcript has a single exon. Lineage: Eukaryota; Fungi; Ascomycota; Pichiomycetes; Serinales; Debaryomycetaceae. Gene Ontology annotation, cellular component: peroxisomal matrix. Gene Ontology annotation, biological process: protein catabolic process; protein quality control for misfolded or incompletely synthesized proteins; protein processing. The record is from RefSeq and is a predicted model, not a curated record. Gene Ontology annotation, molecular function: ATP-dependent peptidase activity; ATP hydrolysis activity; serine-type endopeptidase activity.
AUGGCCAGGUACUCCAAAUCAGCAAAAUCGAAAGGCUUAUCUCAACUGAUUGUCUUACCAACUUACCAACUAGACUCAAACUUGGUUUUAUUACCUGGUAUUAUCUACAACGUCACAUUUUCACGUUUCAAAGCAGCUGCAUUAUUGUACAGAUUCAAAAAUGUGGUUUCUAGAGUGUCCAUAAUCAACAACUUGUUGGCAGAAUACAACUUUGAUGCUGACAGUAGCAACAACCACAACAACAACAACAACAACAACAACAACAACGCAUCUAGACCACUGGCAGAUGCUAGUGGGGAUAACUCCACUAACCCAAGUGUGAUUUCUCAAGAGGCAGUCGAUGGUAUAUCCCAGUUUUACAAGCUAGAAACAAUAACCAAUGAAGGUAAGGAGGAAGGUGAUGCUCUCUCCUUGUCAGGGCCUGUUAAUGACUUUGAUUGGUUGACUUUUGCUAUAUCUCCAAACUUGGACAAGAUUUUGCAAUCGGGAAACAAGGACGCGGACGAUUUCACCAAUGUUGUUACGGUGGUUCGCGUUGUUGGUAUUGUUGAUGACUCAACCAACAUCAAGUUGACUUUGCAGGCCCUUACACGUGGAGUGAAGGCUCCUUCUGACUCUCGCCACACUACACGUUCAAAUGAGGCGAAAGUAGUUGUUGACUGGAACGCAGAAAUACCGGAUUUGAGAAAUAGGUUCAAAACAUUAAGAUCAAACUACAAGAAACUAUUCAAUUCUAUUGAAAAGUUUCUCAUCAUGUAUCGUGAAGCGUUGAAAAAUAAUGCAGCCAUGGGGAGCAGCAAUCUUUCGCUUACAAAGGACACUUUAAAUGACGAAAAGAAGCAAGGUGAACACGAUCCAGUAAAGCAAGAUUUGUUGACAUUAAACCCAUUGGCUAACGCGUUGUACAUGCAAUUGGCAGGUUCAAAGGAUUUUAGCAAAGCGUUUUUGAGCUUACAACGAUUGUAUUCACAGAUUCGUACCACCUCAUCUUCGGCUGAGGAUGCAAAGGUUGAUGCAAAGACUUAUUUGAGAUUGAUUGACUUGACAACUGCAAUCUUACCAUUCCCCAAUUAUGAAAAAUUGCGGAUGCUAAACAAAUACAAAAUUGAUGACAGAUCGGAUGCAAUCAAUGAAAUGAUGUUGUUAUUAAAUGGCGUAUUUGAAGCAUUGAAACAAAAUAAUGCAUUUGCCAACAACUGGUUCCAUAAUGAGGCAUCAAAUGUACAAAGAGCAAAUGUUGUAUCCAAUCAACUCAAGUCGAUUAGAGUGUUGUUGGAAGGAAUGAGUAAAAGAAAUCGAACUAUUCAAAAGCAAACACAAUCGAAUCAGCAAUCAAGAUCUUCAAACGCAGCAGCAAAUUCGAGGUCAUCAUCGCGUGCUAACGGGCCAAAUGAGGGCACUGGAGACUUUGAAGAAGGCGAUGAAGCUGACGAGGAAGAUGAAUUGCGAGCUAUUGCUGAGUUUAUCAAGAACAAGUUACCAACCAUUACCUCAUUGACACCUGAUUCCAAAAGAUUAAUUAUUAAGGAUUUCAAGAGAAUCAAGUCAGCAACAAAUUCACCAGGAGGUGGUGGAAAUGCAGAUUUCCAUGUCAUUAGAAAUUAUUUGGAGAUUGUGAUGGAUAUUCCAUGGGACAAAUAUGUUAGUAAAUUCAAAACCAAUAAGGAGAUUGAUUUGAAAGCAGCCAAAGCUCAAUUGGACAAGGAUCAUUACGGCUUGGAGCAUGUAAAGAGAAGACUUAUUCAAUACUUGGUGGUUUUGAAAUUAUUGGGUAUCAAUGCUGCAAAGACUAUUGGUGAAAACAAGAGCAAGACUUCUGAAAAUAAAGCAAUCGACAAGCAAAAAGAUGUCAACAAGGCUGAGCAAAAUGGUAUUUUCAUUGCCAAUGGAGAUGAAACUUAUCGUGCAAAGCAAAAAGCUCAAGAUCAAGUUGACAAGUCAAUGGAAGACUCUCAGUUUGAAGAAGGUACUCUUGAAGCCAUUAGGGUUACCAAGAGUAAUAAAUCACCAAUCAUUGCACUUGCCGGACCGCCAGGUAUUGGUAAAACUUCGAUUGCCAAGUCAAUUGCCACUUCGUUGGGGAGAAACUUCCAGAGAUUGUCGUUGGGUGGUGUCAAGGAUGAAAGUGAGAUUAGAGGGCACAGACGAACAUAUGUUGGUGCCAUGCCGGGACUCAUUAUUCAAGCUUUACGUAAAGCUGGCUGUAUGAAUCCAGUAAUUUUGUUGGAUGAGAUUGAUAAAGUCGUGGGUGGGAACUCGGGCGCCACCAAAUACAAUGGUGAUCCAUCGGCAGCAUUGUUGGAGGUGUUGGACCCAGAACAAAAUAGUACGUUUAUCGACCAUUACUUGGGUUUCCCCGUUGACUUGUCUCAAGUAAUUUUCAUUUGUACUGCCAAUGAUCCAUACAAUAUGACAAGACCCCUUUUGGAUAGAUUGGAAUUGAUUGAAAUGGGUGCGUAUGACUAUAACGAAAAGUUAAUUAUUGGACAGAGGUACCUUUUGCCAAGACAAGUGAAACGUAAUGGGUUCCCAGUUUCUGACGAACACAAGGUUGAAGAAUUUGUCAAUAUUGAUAAAGCAGCAAUGAAGAAAAUCAUCAUUGAUUAUACAAGAGAAGCUGGUGUUCGAAACUUUGAAAGAAAAUUGGGUACAUUGUGUCGAUUCAAGGCGGUUGAGUAUUGUGAACAAUUGAACGACGAUUCGAAGCACUAUAAUCCUCACAUUGACGAAAAUGAUUUAUCAAUAUAUCUUGGUGUUCCAUUCGCCAGUGGUGACUUCACUGCUAAUGAGUCUACAUCAAUCGGCAAUUCUAGAAUUGGAGUUGUGAAUGGAUUAUCCUACAACUCAGAGGGAUCUGGUUCUGUGUUGGUUUUUGAAAGUAUUGGAUUUGACAGGAGAACUGGCACUGAUAGUGGCAAUUCUUCCAGCGGUUCUGGAUCGGGUGCCACUUUACACAUGACUGGUCGAUUAGGUGAAGUGUUGAUGGAAAGUGGAAAGAUUGGCUUGACUUUUAUCAAACUGAUGAUCUACAAGGACUUGCUCAAAUAUGAACAAGAACAAGGCAAACAAAACACUUCGGCCUUGCUUCAAAAAUUCAACAACUUGGACAUUCACAUGCAUGUUCCCAUGGGUGGAAUACCUAAGGAUGGUCCCUCGGCUGGUGUCACCAUGGCGUUGCUGUUUUUGUCGGUUUUGAUAGACAAGCCUGUUCCGACUGAUUUUGCCAUGACGGGAGAAAUCACUCUACGUGGCUUGGUUUUGCCUAUUGGUGGAGUCAAGGAGAAGUUACUUGGUGCGCAUUUGAGUCAUGGUAUCAAGCGCAUGAUUGUUCCUCGUGAAAACAGGAAGGAUUUGAUCGAGGAGUACUCCAAGAGCAUCAUGGAGGAGAAGCAGGAGAACAAGACGAGAGCGGGUGCGUCUUCUAAACACCAAGAUGGUGGUGAUUCUGACGAUUUGAAUUUCCUCAAUCGGUUGUUGAAGGAUAACGAGGAAGUUGAGUUCAAGAUGAAUGACGUUGAAAAAUUUUAUAUGAAGAAAUAUGGUAUUCAAUUGCACUAUGCUCGUGAAUUUUACGACGUUAUAAAGAUUGUUUGGAAUGAGGAGGAUGUUCUUUUGAAGGAAGAAUCAAACCAAAAGAGAUUACUUGAGUAUCGUAUUUAA